Molecule: messenger RNA, 1339 nt
Organism: Lolium rigidum
Lineage: Eukaryota; Viridiplantae; Streptophyta; Magnoliopsida; Poales; Poaceae
Product: dehydrogenase/reductase SDR family member 7-like
Exons: 12
Coding region: 59-1042 (327 amino acids)
Cellular component (GO): membrane
Molecular function (GO): oxidoreductase activity
Source: RefSeq, a predicted model, not a curated record
CCAGCAGCCCUGAGAUUCCAAAGAGAACCAGGGACCACACGCCGCUCAAGAGGCGACAAUGCUCCUCCUCUUCGCGCUCCUCGCCGGCGCCGGCGCCGCCGCCUUCUUCCUCUUCAAGUUCGCCACUACCGAUGGGGAUUUCACGCUCUUGUCGUGCGGCAAGCCGCGGCGGGACAAGGUGGACGGCAAGGUUGUCUGGAUUACUGGGGCAAGCCGUGGGAUUGGGGAGGUUCUUUCAAUGCAGUUUGCAAGUUUAGGAGCAAAGCUAAUUCUAUCUGCACGCAACAAGAAUGAACUUGAGAGAGUGAAAUAUAACAUUGUCAGUAAGCAUCCAGAUAGCAGAGUUGAAGUGUUACCCAUGGAUUUAUCAUCUGAUGAAGAAUCUCUGAAAGAAGUUGUACAUGCGGCGGAAUCACUCUUUUCCAGUGCAGGAGUUGACUAUAUGAUACACAAUGCAGCCUUUGAGCGUCCAAAAAGGGGGGUCCUGGAAGAAACCGAGGAAGGUCUUAAGGCUAUUUUUAAUGUCAAUGUCUUCGGAACUAUUACUUUAACUCGCCUUCUUGCAACUUCAAUGUUGGAUAGAGGGAUGGGUCACUUUGUUGUGAUGAGUAGUGCAGCUGGAAAGGUCCCCUCACCUGGUCAGGCACUUUACUCUGCUUCCAAACAUGCUCUCAAUGGUUACUUUGCUUCUCUGCGUUCGGAGUUAUGUACGAAAGGCAUCAAGGUCACUAUUGUCUGUCCUGGACCUAUUGAAACACCAGAAUCUUCUGGUGCAGCCUCUUCAUCACAAAGGAAUUCAUCUGAGAAACGUGUUUCAGUGAAAAGAUGUGCUGAACUGACAAUUGUCGCAGCAACUCAUGGACUAAAAGAAGCAUGGAUAUCAUAUCAGCCUGUGCUGGCUGUUAUGUACUUGGUGCAGUACAUUCCAACAAUUGGAUACUGGCUUAUGGACAAGGUUGGUGCAAAGCGAGUGGAUGCAGCUGCGAAGAAAGGCAAUGCCUACAGUUUGAAUCUCCUCUUCGGUGGCAAGAAGUCGGCUUGAUCAAAGGAAGGCAAAGGCUACAGUUUGAAUCUCCUCUUGGGUGGCAAGAAGUCGGCUUGAUCAUGAAGUUGCUCAUCACUCUACUCAACUGAUAGGGGUUCUGAAAUAGUCAGCACACAUCUAACUGCAUUGUGAAUCUUGUAACCCCUCGAGUUAAAAUAAACCUUGUAACCCCUCAAGUUAAAAUAAACCUAGCUUCCCUUUUUGUAUGUUCAUAAUGUGUGAAACUACCAUAAUGAAGCAUGUACCCUUGCAAUGUCACUUGCUAGUGAAAUAUAUUUGAACUGUUCUUGUUGA